AUGGUGAAAGACUGUACUUUUUGCUGUAUUUCAGUGCCUGAUGACCUCUCCAUAGAGGAAAGAGAAGAACUGCUAAAUAUUCGUCGCAGGAAAAAAGAACUGAUUGAUGAUAUUGAGAGAUUAAAAUUUGAGAUAGCCGAGGUUAUGACAGAAAUUGAUAAUCUGACUAGCGUAGAAGAAAGCAAAGCUACGCAAAGAAAUAAGCAAGUAGCUAUGGGAAGGAAGAAAUUCAACAUGGAUCCUAAGAAGGGGAUACAGUUUCUGAUAGAAAAUGACCUCCUGCAGAACACUGCAGAAGACAUUGCACAAUUCCUUUAUAAAGGAGAAGGAUUAAAUAAAACGGUAAUUGGAGAUUACCUUGGUGAAAGAGACGAAUUUAAUAUUAAAGUUCUUCAGGCUUUUGUUGAACUCCAUGAGUUCGCUGAUCUCAAUCUUGUGCAAGCCUUAAGGCAGUUUCUGUGGAGCUUCAGGCUCCCAGGAGAGGCUCAAAAAAUUGAUCGUAUGAUGGAAGCUUUUGCUUCACGCUACUGUCUUUGUAACCCCGGAGUCUUUCAGUCUACAGAUACGUGCUACGUGCUAUCGUUUGCAAUCAUUAUGCUAAAUACCAGUCUGCACAACCACAAUGUAAGAGAUAAACCAACAGUAGAGAGAUUUAUUUCUAUGAAUCGUGGAAUUAAUGAAGGUGGAGACCUUCCUGAAGAAUUGCUACGGAAUUUAUAUGAAAGUAUUAAGAAUGAGCCAUUUAAAAUUCCAGAGGAUGAUGGAAAUGAUCUAACGCAUACAUUUUUUAAUCCAGAUAGAGAAGGUUGGCUGCUGAAAUUAGGGGGAAGAGUAAAAACGUGGAAACGAAGAUGGUUUAUUCUGACUGAUAACUGCCUGUAUUAUUUUGAAUACACAACAGACAAAGAACCUAGAGGAAUUAUUCCUUUGGAAAAUCUUAGUAUAAGAGAAGUUGAAGACCCUAGAAAACCAAACUGCUUUGAGCUCUAUAACCCCAGUCAUAAAGGUCAAGUAAUUAAAGCCUGUAAAACUGAAGCUGAUGGCAGAGUGGUAGAAGGCAACCAUGUAGUAUAUCGGAUAUCUGCUCCAACCCCAGAAGAAAAGGAAGAGUGGAUUAAAUCUAUCAAAGCAAGUAUCAGCAGGGAUCCCUUCUAUGAUAUGCUGGCAACAAGGAAACGAAGAAUUGCAAAUAAGAAAUAGAAACUGAUCAGCAACUCGUAUACGUGCAUCAGCCUAUAAAUGAGCCUACAGAGUGAUAAAAAAGUAAAGUAAAAAUUGGAUAAACUAAAUGACAACUAUUGUAAAUGAUAUAUAUCCACACUUUACUACAACAUAAAAACUUGGCAAGACCUUUCAGGGUAAAUAGUUAUUGGCAUAUAAUUUGAAGUAAGGCUCAAAUCCCAGAGGAUGGUUUUGUUGGGACUUAAUUCAAUUGAAAAUAUGGAAGCCUUGUUUUCACUUGUAUUAAUUGCAACUCCACUGUACUUGGGUCAGAAAAAAGGGAAGAAAUUUCAGGCUAACAGUAAAAUAUCCUAUACCUGUUCCUUGAGCACAUUGCCUAUAAAGAAGUGAUUAUAAGUCCUUUUAUCGCUCACUAAGAUGCAGCACUAGAAAGUUGAGUACAGAAUGAUCUAGCACUUAAUUUUUCUGUAAGCAGAAAACCCGAAAUAUUAAUACAAGCUUACAACUCUUGUGUGUUUUGCAGUAAAUGAACAGCUGAGUGAAGCUUUCACUUAGAAUUCUCUCUCCUAUCUUUUAUGGAAAUAGCUUUUCUUCUUCAGAAAUGCAACUCAAUGGUAAACUGGCAGCUACAUCGUUAACUAGUUGUGCCAAAGGGUUUGGUUGAUAUGCACUGAAAAAUAUGCAGGUCCCGACAGCAAAGGUUUGAGUCUGUAGACAUGACGUUGAAUACAGAUGUGGUUUAAUACUUGCCAGUAGGCUAAAACUCAUUCCUGUCUGCUCAUUCACUCACGAUAAGCAGUAAGAUUUAAUGACUGGUUUAAUCUGCUUUUUUAUAUAAUAACAUCCUUAUUUUUUAGAUAUGUUAUAGUUUAAUUAACAUUAAGUUACUACUAAAGGAAUAAGAUGACAGGGCUUGCAUUGGUUCUAAGGGUCUAGGUUUUGCAUGCAUCCUCCAAAAUUUCAUAUGCAUUUAACUUUUAAAAAGCAGGAGGAAGAAGGUGUAAACUUUCCGUACGAUACAGCCCUAGCUAGUUAGACAAGCAGGAUUCAUUCCUUUGCUUGAUAAUGAACUUUGGUUGUACAGAAAAGUUCACUGUUUUCAUAUUCUUAAAGGCGAUCUUUCAGAUCUGUGCUUCAGUAGUUGAAAUUGAAAAACUGAAUGGACAUCCUUAUUUUUACUUUAGGAACAAAGUCCUACAAAAAUUAUCUGGUGCAACUCUGCUCUUCCCCUGCCGUUCUCCGUUGUAAAUUGUUUAAUGUGUUUCUGUGGCCCUACUCUGACUGUCCCUCAGUGACACAUGUAAGCUGCUGCCGUGGCAGAUUUUACUGCAACACUUUUCUAUUAAUAGUGCACAUAAGUACUUCUACUGUUAAGGUAACCCCCCCUAAUUCCAGAAUGGGGGCAGAAGUGUUUUUGGACCUUACUGCUUCUAUUAGUACACGGUUUUCCAGAAACUUGUUGAACCUGAGCCGUGCCUACUGUGCCAGUGAAUGCUUUGGGGACCUGAUACUUGUCAAAGCAAUUUUUGCUUCUCAGUUACAGCCGCAUCUCUGACUGCAUUUUAGGGAAUUGUGCUGCACUGACAAAAAUAUAGAUGUAUUAAUUUGAUCUAUUUCAAAUCUUAAUUUAACUUUAAGGGAGAGUCCGUUUCAUGGUUCUUGUCUUACUAAUUUGCCUUAUUUCGCAUGGGGAUAUCAGCCUGUGAGUGCUCCGUUCCAUUACAUGUUUUUCAAGAGGCUGAGAGAAAAGAAUGGAGUGAACUUUUUUCACACUAUAAAUUUUUUCGUGUGUGUGUGGAACUACAGUCCACUCAGAUCUAAGUGUUUGGAUCUCAAAGUUUUUAAAGGAACAGAAUUCGGCCAAAGCGGGUAGAACUCUUUAAUGCUCAGUAUGGGGAAGCUGUUGCUUAAUGGAGCCUCUUUAAACUCUCCAUAGACACUAAUUAAGUUGUACAUCCUGUGUUUGCAAAGCAGCAUGAUUAUACAGCUGCUAACAUAGUGACUUGUUUUGAGUCUUCUGUUCUACACCUUUAAAAAGCUUUGAUUUCAAGCAAAGCAUAUGACAGUUUUAGCCUUGACAAAUAGAUGUGUAAUACAAGUGGAGAGAAACCAGAAUCGGUGGUACUAAUGCGUGUAAAGCUGAAAUGCAGCGAUUAAAGUAUGUCUGGAGAAAUGUGAGAUUACAAAAGCAUUAAUAAGCCAUGAAGCACUUUGGUAUCCAAUCUUAUCUUCUGAAAUAUCACCUUCAAGAAAAUCUAUUUAUUUAACCAGAUGAGCAUGUCCGUCUGUAAGCAUGAAGGAAAUGCCUUGAGAGUUCGUUUGCUAUAUUUAGUUUGAAGUUUUUAUAUCCUGCAGAAAUAAUACUUAGAGUAACAUGUAACUGAGGAUAUUAUAGCAGGUAAUAUAUUAUUUCUUAGCAUUAAAAAGUGCCAUCUUAAACAGCUGUUUGUGGUGCUCAAUAUAUCUUAUUUAAUUUACUACCAAAGCUAAUGGAAUAGCGUUCUUGUGUGUGAUUAAUAUUUGAUUUCAAAUGUUCUUUGUAACAGUAUUAACAGGGAAUGAAAUUGGCCCAAAAUUUCCACUGGCCACGAGGCCAGUAAAACGAAGUGGCUUGUGAAAAUUUUGGC
Messenger RNA from Struthio camelus australis, 3809 nucleotides. RefSeq names its product cytohesin 3 (gene CYTH3). The record is from RefSeq and is a predicted model, not a curated record. NCBI's taxonomy places the organism in Eukaryota, Metazoa, Chordata, Aves, Struthioniformes, Struthionidae. Gene Ontology annotation, biological process: regulation of ARF protein signal transduction. Gene Ontology annotation, molecular function: guanyl-nucleotide exchange factor activity.